This is a messenger RNA of Lampris incognitus (smalleye Pacific opah), 6382 nucleotides long. It is a transcript of the gene zfyve16, whose product is annotated as zinc finger, FYVE domain containing 16. Gene Ontology annotation, cellular component: early endosome membrane. Gene Ontology annotation, molecular function: metal ion binding. The record is from RefSeq and is a predicted model, not a curated record. Bases 281 to 4558 code for a protein of 1425 amino acids. The transcript has 18 exons. Gene Ontology annotation, biological process: endosomal transport. NCBI's taxonomy places the organism in Eukaryota, Metazoa, Chordata, Actinopteri, Lampriformes, Lampridae.
ACGGUCCGUGUGAGCCCCUCCAGGUUUUGUCUCCGACCCAGCUGGAACUGCGAAGUCCUUCCGUGUUUUGCCCCUACAUGGUCAGCGAAGGUGCGCUACACGGCGGAGCAAGCAGGUGCUGCGAUUAUGCGCAGACACAAAAGCUGCCUUGCUCAUGGUGUUACGGUGUGAGGUCCGUCCCGGUGCGCCGCGCUCGCUCCGCCGGCAGACUCUGAGCUGACUGCGGCUCUGCCGAACACGGCUCCUCAGCGAGAGAGAGCGGACUGCCCCGCUGUCCAAGAUGGACAGCUUCUUCAGGGCUGCUGUUUGUGAUCUAGACAAACUGCUUGAUGACUUUGAACUCAACGCCGAUGAACUUGACUGCAAGUCUGUUACACUUAAGCCUUCUGUAUACCCCUUGUCAGAAGCUUCCACAAUCCCAACAAACCUCCCUGACCUGAACUCAGUUCAUUACAGCUCUGCCACCAGCUGCCCUGGCCACCCCACCAGCCAUAACCACAUCUCUGUGGACAGUGAGGUCAGAGGCCAACCUCUCACAGGAGUUGACCUUCUUUCCUCUGUGGAUUGUGGGUCAGCAAAAAUCGUUGUACCUCCUUGCCCAGACCGAGCUCUAAAACCAGUGCGUGACCUUGUCAGUGAUACAAGCUCUGCAGUCCUAUUCAGGGCUGAUAGCAAUGAUGUAUUCAGGGAGCUGGACAUGGUGGAGAAACAAAUGGAGGAAAUGGGGGCGCCGCUGGUGGAUGUUAACACCUUUGUGGGGAAUUUGUUUGGGGAGGAGGUUGGGGGACUAAGCUUGGCUGCUGCCUUUAGAGAUACUGAGGUGCAGCAGCUAUCUAUAAGGGGAGAGGAACAGCUAGAUCAUGAUUGUAAUGAAACAGUUGGCAAAUAUUGUGCCUCACUCAGCCUGCUGGAUGUCCUUCCUCUGGCUGCGGUUGAGAGCAGUGCUGAGGCUGCGGAGGACUCUCUUUCACAAACACCCACCGAGACGUCUGGAAAUGAGGAACUAGUCAACGAAGUGGCUAGCUUAAGUCAACAAGUGGAUUAUUUCAUCAAGUACUGUGAAAGAAAAGACGUUCUGCCUGCGGAUAUUGUAAAAGACAGAACAACAAUUUCAAGCAAUAUGGAUGACAAGUCACGAGACCCUUUGAAUUCAAAUGAACCAGAAUCUCUGUCAAGUCUCAACACAUCAGAGAGCAAACCAGUGGGCUUGUCCUGCCUCCCUAUAGCUGUAUCUAUGUGUGGAGCUCUCGUAAACCCAAAAAAGCAAGAUGAGGAGUAUGUCCAAACUUUAGGGGAGAACACUGAGGUAGGAGUAUCCAAUAGCAUGGAAGCAGAUGCCCUCUCAGCCUUGGAGGCCAGAGAGAAUAAUUCCCAGCCAGAGGAGUCCAAUAAUUUGGUUGCCUAUAUGUCUGUGCAGACUGCAGAGGGAAGGUUGUCACCAGAGGCACAAGAUCUCUCUCCUGGGUCUCCUGUCGACCCCUCUUUGAAUCCUGCCUCCUCCUGUCUCUCAGAUCCCAGCGCAAUUGAGUUUAACUUUGAAUAUAUGCCUGAUAGUAACCAGGCUGAGCUGCUGGUUACGGAUGAGGAGUUGGAUGCUUUCUUGCAGUCACAUACAAAGACAGAUCAGGUUAAAGACUUAUCUUACUGUAACCAGUCUGGAGUUUGGAGUGAACAAGAUUGCCUCGAAGAACUGAACAAGGGUCUGGAGGAAAGGCUUGCAGAGGAGGAGCUGAUGAGUUGUGUUCAAGGCGGGCAGGAAGGACUAGAACAGUUGGCAGAAAGUGACAGAGCAAUGUGUGUAUCUGUAGAGGAGAGUUACAGGCCUGCUCCUCCUUCACCCACACAGGACUCUGGUAGUUUCCUCCACUUAGAAUCAGAACUUUACUCCAAAGUAAGCCACUCUUUAAUCAGUGACCCUGUUCAGUCUAAAAAUAGUGGUAGCCCUGAUGAGCAAACGUAUGGAGGUGCCAGACCAAAACAACUACCCUGCCAACCCCCGUCUCCUCCAGCAGCACAGUCAGCAGAGGAGGUUCGAAUUGCCAGUCAGUCCUCAACAGAUGUGUGUGUGACGGCGAUUGAAGGGAAUUCCAAACCAGCUUCUUCAAAUCCCGGUUCCACUAAAGGAGAUUCUGAUAGAUGUGAGCCUGCUUCUUUAUGCCCACCGCAGGCUCCUCAUGGCAACAGUGCGGUGUACAAUGAGCUCUCAGAGCCCCCAUUUCAUCCUGUGGAGUCCUCCAGGAAUGGUCCUAAGUCUGUGGAUGAGAAAGGGGAGGAGGUUGGAGGGCUUGGCUGCCGGCAGCCUGCAUGGGUGCCAGACUCAGAAGCGCCCACCUGUAUGAAUUGCUGUCAGAGGUUCACCUUCACCAGGAGACGGCAUCACUGUCGAGCUUGUGGCAAGGUGUAUUGUGCGACGUGCUGCAAUAGGAAAUGUAAGCUGAAGUAUCUGGAGAAAGAAGCCCGUGUGUGCAUCAUUUGCUUUCAUGCCAUACACAAAGCUCAAGCCCUGGAGCGCAUGAUGAGUCCUACUGCCCCCAGUCCGAACCCCAACGUCCCAUCUGAGUACUGCAGCACCAUCCCCCCUCUGCAGCAGGCCCGUGCCGCCGGCACGCUUAAUUCUCCCCCACCUACUGUCAUGGUCCCUGUUUCUGUUCUCAAACACCCGACGAAUAACGGUUUUCCUCGCAAGCAGAAGCGUGUUUGGUUUGCUGAUGGCAUAUUGCCCAACGGAGAGGUAGCAGACACAACCAAACUAUCAGAGAGCAGUUGCCAGAGCCUGCAGGAGCUGAGGCUUGCCAUCCAAGACCCACCAACAUCUGAUGCAGCAGCUUCAGAGGUUGGAGAAGGAGGACUCUCACCCCCUGUGGCCUCUGGGGCUGUGGAUAUCGUCUGUCCCCCAGUGUCUGGACCAUGGGACUAUGCAUUGCUGUGUGGAAUCAGCUCUUCCGUGCAGAGACUCCCCAGUUUUCUGCCAGAAGAUGAGGGGGCGCUCCCACCACUGCUCAUCACCACUGCAGAGGAUGAAGCAGGAGAUAUAUUGGUUGAGCAGGGGCCUUCCCCCUGCCAGAUCCUGCAUCUUCUGGAGGAGGGAGGACCCCGUCCUUUGACCUUUGUACUCAAUCCCAACUUGCUAGUCAACGUCAAACUAAUUAUAUACUGCAGUCGGCAGUGCUGGUUUCUUGGCUCCAAUGGACUACAGGCGCUGGGCCAGAGAGAGAUUGUUUUUGUGUUAGAGUGCCUACCAGAGGAGAAAGCCCUGCCAAAAGACCUCUUCACGCUCUAUCUCAACAUCUACCAAGAUGCCCAAAAAGGGAAGUUUGUAGAGGACUUGGGAAAUGUGACCUUCUCAAGCAGUUUCCUGGGCAGUAAGGACCAUGGAGGGAUGCUGUUCUUCUCUCCCACCUGUCAGCCACUAGAUGGCCUGACGCUGCCCCCCAUGCCGUUCCUCUUUGGCUUGCUGAUCCAGAGACUGGAAGUGCCCUGGGCCAAAGUUUUCCCCCUCAGGCUGCUGCUACGACUGGGAGCCGAACAUGGCAUGUACCCCACAAUGCUGGUCAGCAUUCGUUUCCGGGACUCUGUCUACAGAGAGACAGGGCACACUAUUAUGAAUUUACUGGCCGACCUCAGAAACUACCAGUAUAGUCUGCCAGUUGUGGAGGGGCUGAAGAUCCACAUGGAGAUGGGUCACAGCUACAUCGAUAUACCCAAGAGUAGUUACGGUGAGAUGCUGAAGGUGGUCAAUUCAUCCAAUGAGCAUGUGAUCAGUGUUGGAGCAAGUUUCAGCCCUGAAGCUGACUCUCACCUGGUCUGUUUCCAGAGGCAGGAUGGCAACUACCAGACACAGGCCAACAGCAUGCCCGACAAGACCCGCACAGUGACUGGUGCGGGUUUUGUCGUCUUCAACGGAGCGCUGAAAGCCUCUUCGGGCUUUAUUGCGAAGUCGAGCAUCGUUGAAGAUGGUUUGAUGGUGCAGAUUCCUCCAGAGACCAUGGAGUCUCUCCGUGUCGCUCUGAGGGAGCAGACGGACUUCCACAUAGCCUGUGGCAAGAACGAUGGCAGGGAGCUCAGGGAAAAUGUCACUAUCCGUUGGGUCAGCUGGAGUGCAACUGACAGCAUGGGUAUAACGAGUGGGGUUGAUGGAAGACUACUCAAUGGAGUGCACCGUGUGAGGAUGCAGCAGGACAGAGAAUUUGAGUCAGAGGGCCACACAAUUAGAUGCACUGAGGUGUUCUACCAGCUGCAGAAUCCUGACUACUGCCUGACAGCAGCCAUGCCCUCCUGUUGUGUGUUCCAGAGGGAGGUGGCUUUGGCUACCUGCAGCGCCCUGACGCCUCAUCUGGAUGUGCUCGUCUCUAGUGGCAUUAACUGCCUCUCCCUGAGAGUCUCCACACAAGACGACGUGGUGGAGUACCAGGCGGGUUCAGGAAGCAGGCUCCUCCCACAGCAUUAUAUGAACGAGCUGGACAGUGCACUGAUACCUGUUAUCCACGGUCGUAGUGCUACUUUACCACAGACUGCCGUAUACAUGGAGCUCAUGUUCUAUAUCAUCUGUGCCAUCUGAUGCACAUCCAGACGUUCAAGCGCUUGAAACUAAAUAUUUAAGACAAACGAAUCUCUUGAUAACAGGAUGAUUGAGCACAUAAAGACAAUUAUAAAUACUGGUAGAAUAUGAGAACAGCAGCAAAUUGUGAGCAUACAGGAAGUGGCAGGGCAUUCUCAUGUCGUAUGUGUCCUUGUGGAUUCUGGAGGAAGGUGAACAGACACUGAUUUGUUUUCAAGUAAUCAUCAGAUGUUUGUUUUGUGAUCACCAAAGCUGCUCGGAUCCAAGAAACCAAACACUAAUGAGAACGUUGUAGAAUGACCGGACGCAACCAAACCAUUCUGACGGUUUCCUCGUUUCGCCUUCCAGGCCUCUAACGAACCUGUCGAUGAGAGGCAUCUUACUGAAUGUUCCUGAUGGAUUCUGUAUGAUUUCUUUGAUUUAGAUGUAUUUAUUCCUUUUUCAAAUGGUAAAUUGAAUAAAGAAAUUAAUUAAAUAUAAAUAUAGUUAUAGACAGCCAGGGUCAGUGCUUGAGAGUGCGAUGUUCUGAUUCCUAGUAUAAAGCUCGCUGUGCACAGCUGGCCAAGCUAGGUGCUGGUGCAGAGAAAGGAUGACUAGAAGCCUGGUACCUGUCCACUGGGAAUGAUGGUUUGAGUCUCUGGUCAACACCAAACUUGCUGCUGUGAUGAGCUGCAACUUAUCACAGCUGCUAUGGUGGAUGCUAAAGAUAUGGUAAAUCAAUCAUUCUCCAGAAGUUGUCGAAGUUUCUCUGGUAAAAAUCCUUAAUUUUAUUGGUAUAUUUGACAGGUGCGGCCAGUGACUAAUGCCUGGAACAAACCCUUCUUUGUCAGAGAAGUUCUUCUGAUGAGAGGCUUGCUUUCAUUUUUUUAUGUAGAUUUUAAAUUUGCUUAGCGGAAACUGCUUCCACUGCUGACCCUUACGUGCCAGCUGUAGCUCAAAUACUCAUGUUUGUUUUUAAGGACUCCAUCAUUUUGCUUUAAUGUUCAGUUUAAAAAAAUACUUUUGCACAGCUGAUAAAAUACAUACGUUGCACUUAAUAGCUGCCCUGGCAUUUGUAAUGGUGAUGUUCUGUCUCGGUGUCGAGGAUUUACUCAGUCUGGAUCGGCCAUUUCCCCGUAGGUUACCUAUUGGUCUUGAAUACCCUGUACACACAGCAGUACUUUUCUCAGGUGUUAAGAACAGAUAAAGUGGUGAACAAAGUCAUUAAAGUAUUCAAUUCACUGUGAAGGUUGAAUAUAAUCUAUCAACAACAAAAUAGGAAUAUAUUGAAGCGCUUCAUUGUGUCCUCUAUUAAUAUAUUUAAGUUGAUUGUAUAAAAUUUGUAAAAAGUACAUCCGCAAUUUUAAGUGGGUGGUAGAAUACUUCAGCAGCCAUGUGGGCUUCUCUCACCUGUUCAGCAGUUGGUCCGAGCAGGUGUGACGAUGAACUUCUUUUGACGAGCUUCUCAUCUACACAAGCGGUCCGCAGCUGGAUCAGAGCUGCCAAAUUCUUGGUAGUAAUACUCUGUAAAGAUUGUAAAAUUAAUUUUUUUAAUUCACGUGUUCUGUUAUGAAUUAUAAAUAUAUGCUGAAUCUAGCCAGUUACCAAAUGUACAUGUAGGACCUGCAGUCACACGAGGGUCUACUCUGUUAAGAAGCUACCUGCAAUUCCCAUGUGUCUAAAAUCAGUUGUGUUGUCUCUGCUAUAGGGCAAAGUGCAGUUUCUGAUCUCUGAUUUUAUGUUGUGUUGAUAUAAAACAACCUCUUCAGUCUGCUCUGUCCAUAUGUACUGAAGAGAUAUGCAUCCUGUAUCAAGCUUUUUUCACUAAUAAAGGAACUAUUUUUG